AUGUGUGAAGAAGAACUCGAUAUUGAUAGAAUUACAAAAAAAAAGAAAUUAGUUUAAUGUUAAAAAACUGUAUAAUUUGCAUGUUUAAUCUUAAAAAGAUAAAUAAGUAAUCAGUCAUAAAUUAAAGAGAAGUGUUAAAAAUAAUAAAUUUAGUAUCAAUAAGUUUGUACAAUUAAAUAAGAAGAAUUAUGUUGUGCUCUUUCUUUUUAUCAUGAUGCUUCCUUAAUGGUUGUUAGUUCUAAAAAAUUAAUUAAGGUUUUUUAAAUUAGCAAUUGUUAAUUUCAAUUAAUUUAAACUUUAAAUUCUCAUUAAGGCAAUGUGUGUUGCUUAAAAUUUAUGAAAAAAUCAUAUAGGUUCAUAUCUGGAGGUUAAGAUAAAUAAAUAAUAAUAUGGUCAAGAGAUGAUAAAUAAUAAUACUUUUGUGAAUAACAAUUAAAAGGACAUAGUUAUAGUAUAACAUGUUUGGAACUUAAUAGAAGUGAAAAUCUAAUAAUAUCUGGAAGUAUGGAUGAUAAAAUCAAAUUUUGGAUUUUAUAGGAUGAAUGGAUUCAAUCUGAAAUUUUUAUUAACCAUGAAUAACCAGUUUAAGCUUUAAGUUUAUCUAAAAGUGAAUAAUUAUUAGUAUCAUGUUCUAAUAAUGUGAUUCUACUCAAUCAAGUAAUUAAUUAAGGAGAUUUUUAAGUUCAAUAAAUUUAGAAAAUAGAUCUUUUAUUUCCUAUUUAUAGAAUUUCUUUUAUUAACAAUAAUAUAUUUGUUUUUUAGUCUUCGGAAUCAAAAUUACAAUUUUAUGUAAAGGAAAAUAAUUCAUUAAAAUUCUUUUCAGGAUAGGAAAUUCAAAUAUAGCCAAAUAAAUAAUGUUAUUAAUAUUCGCCAUCAAUUUAUUUAAAUGAGAAAGAUUUGUUAUUUUUUAAAUCAGGCUAAUCAAUUAACAUCAUAAAAAAUGUUAAUGAUAAAUAGUUUAUUGUUCAAUAAAGUAUUUAGUUAAAAGCAAUUGAAUCAUUUAUUGCUAUUAGUGAAGAUUCAUAAUAUAUGGGAAUUUGGGAUUAAGUUUCAAAAGAAAUUCAAAUAAGAAAAGCAAUUUGA
Molecule: messenger RNA, 1083 nt
Organism: Paramecium sonneborni
Lineage: Eukaryota; Ciliophora; Oligohymenophorea; Peniculida; Parameciidae
Source: the annotation of a GenBank genome assembly